Molecule: messenger RNA, 540 nt
Organism: Mesorhabditis spiculigera
Lineage: Eukaryota; Metazoa; Nematoda; Chromadorea; Rhabditida; Rhabditidae
Source: the annotation of a GenBank genome assembly
AUGGCUGAUAAUAAUACUGAGCAGGAGAUUGAUAUCCCAGCUGCUGGCGAGGAAGUGCCCGUUGCGGGCUCGGCACCAAAAGAAGUUGAAUACCCACAAGCCAUCCCCGUUGAUCACUUUGAUAAAGAAAAAAUUGCCGAAGCCGUCGAUCUCACCCCUGCCCCUCAACCUGUACCGGAAGUAGCUCCCGUGGAGUCUCAGUCUCCAAUCGAUGCUCGGACCCAUAUGUCUGUUGAUUCGGAGAAUGGUGACUACGUGAAAGUGGAGGAACCGGAAGAAGAAGUGGAGACCAAGGAAAAGACGCCGGAAAUUGAGGAAGAAGAGGAGACACCAACACCUCCUCCAUCACCACAACCACGAGAGCCGUCACCGGUUCGAACUAUUCCGGUCGUUCCGAUUCCGGAGCCUAAGCCCGACGCUUCCCCCAUCGAACCAAAGAAAGGCUGCCCACCGAUUUUCAAGGAUAAAAACACGCUCCUCCUGGCGGCCGCUGGCGGUGUGGUUGUGGCUCUGCUGCUAGUAGCCCUCCGGAAUCGACGC